GGGAACCCGCCCGCCUCUUCGCGCACGUGUCACGUUAGGGAAAAAGGCUACGCGAAGGUUACACAGAAUGAUCGCCGAUGUUUUUGUUUACGAUGAGAAACGUAACCUUUCACGUUGAUUAAUUUUUGCCACGCGAAAUUAAGAAGCUCGUCGCUUGCUUCUUGUUAAUUUGAUUUGAAUCUACAAAAAUAAUGCGUGUUUUGUGGAUGUAAAUAAUUUGAGCUGUGGAGUCUAGUAGGUAGCCUUGCGGAUAAAACGACGGACGAGAACUCUAUGUUGUAGGUUCGAAUCCUACCAUUCCCCAAAUAAUUUGAGCUGUGGAGUCUAGCAGGUAGCCUUGCGGAUAAGGCGACGGAUGAAAACUCUGUAUGUUGUAGGUUCGAAUCCUACCAUUCCCCAAAUAAUUUGAGCUGUUCUAGUUUACAGAAGAGAACAUAAUAUAUUUACUUUUAUUAUCGCCUAAGUGCGCCAAAGAGAGGAAAUAAAAUGGAUAAAGUAUGUACUCCCGAGGAAAUUGAAAAGAAGCGUCUGUCGGCAUUGCAAAGGAGACAGCAAGCCCAGUUAAAGACAGGAAUCACGCCUGUGGAUAGUCCAGCUCGUCAACAGUCCAGCAGUCCAACAGUCCAACAGUCAAGAUCAAACAGCAGCAGACAUUUUGCGCCACAGAACAAGUCGAAUAAUCGUUUCAAUCCUAUAGCGCCUGGAAAAUUUUUCAGUCAACCGAUGGCAACGGGAAAAUGUUACAUGGUCAGCGACGACAGAUUUGUGUUAGAAACAUCGUUGUUUGUACCUGUGAUUAUUGAAAUCUUUAAAACAAUUCCAAGCAGACUAUACGAUACGAAAUCGAGAAUAUGGAGCUUCCAUUUAAACGAUCAUGACAGUUUAAUGCAGAAAUUGAUGACCAGCGACUACAAGAUGCCUGUGACGAGAAUACCGGAUAAUAUUCUUCAGAUAUUCAAGAGAAACUUAAAGUCGGGCAAUCAAAUACCAGAACAAGAUUUGUCAAAAAUCGAUAAAACGUUGACGAGUAUUUUAAUGCCGUUCCAACGAGAUGGCAUUUGCUACGGUAUAUCGAAGAGCGGUCGUUGUAUGAUUGCGGAUGAUAUGGGCUUGGGAAAAACUAUACAAGCGUUAGGCAUAGCACAUUACUUCAAGGAGAGCUGGCCCCUCCUCAUUGUAGCCCCUUCAUCAGUCAAGUACCAGUGGUCUCAGGCGAUUUACGAGUUCUUACCAUCCGUGCCCACACAUUAUGUUCAUCAUUUUGUAAAUACUAAAGAUUGCAUCGAUGAUGACAAAAUCACCAUAAUAUCGUACGACUUGUUAGCACGGGCCGUAGACGUUCUCGAGAAAUAUAUUUAUGGAUUUAUCAUUCUGGAUGAGUCUCACGUUUUGAAGAGCAGUAAAACCGCGAGAUUUCAAGCUGUUCAUCGGAUAUGUGCCCAUGCGCGGCAUAUUGUAUUGCUCACGGGCACUCCGGCUCUGUCGAGACCAAUCGAGUUGUAUUCUCAAAUCAACCUUGUUGUGCCACGUUUCAUGAGAUAUGAAGACUACGGCGUGCGAUAUUGCGCGGGGCAGAGGACUGCGUUCGGUUGGGACUUUGCGGGUUCUUCAAAUUUGCAAGAGUUACAAUUGCUGCUGAAGACUAAUUGUAUGAUUCGGAGGCUGAAAGUUGACGUUUUAAACCAGUUGCCGCCCAAGAUAAGGCAGGUGAUUAUUUUGGAUCCAGCUCUGAUCAAGGCUGGCACCAAGCAAAUGAAGGAGAUGUCGCUGAAAAUGCAGAAGAAAGCUACGGCAUUAGAAAGGCAUAAUGCUCUGUUGCAAUAUUACAACGAGUCUAGUUUCGCAAGACUGAAGGCAGUAGGCGAUUACGUUAGGAACCUGUUUGAAAAUAGAAUAAAAUGUAUCUUGUACGCUCAUCAUCAAAAUGUUUUGGAUGCCAUUUGCGAAGUCGCCGAAACUAUGAAGAUACGGUACAUAAGAAUCGACGGCAAAACCAGUUCGGAGCAGAGGAAACUACAGGUCGACAAAUUUCAAGAGCGCGACGACUACCUGGCAGCGGUUCUAUCAAUCACCGCCGCGAACGCGGGCGUUACUUUGACGGCCGCGCACCUCGUGGUCUUCACCGAAUUAUUUUGGAAUCCUGGUAUCUUGUGCCAGGCGGAAGACAGGGUGCACAGAAUCGGGCAGAACAGUAACGUUGUAAUCAGAUACUUGGUGGCGAGAGACACCGCGGACGAUCUCAUAUGGCCGUUGAUCAACAAAAAGAUGAGAGUCCUGAACGCGGUCGGCCUGAAUCAGGAUUUCUCGAUAGAAAACGUCGACGUUGCAGUACAGAGAGAGAAGAAGCAACGAGACUUGACGUGUUUCUUGAAUAGAUCCUGGACCUCCGAGGAAGGAUCGCAACAUGAUAAGGAGCCGAAAGAUUCUCCAGCCGCGGAAGACGACAAGAAACGGGAGGAACUUGCAGCUCCGGAAGCGUCAACAUCAAACGAUUUUAAAGAGUUACUCGAGACCGAUGAGGAAUACUUCGACUCCUGCGGUUGGGAUAAUAUGUGAUCGUAUAAUAAUUUAGCGUUGUUUUCGAAGAAAGAUAUAUUUGUACGAAGGGAGUAAAAAGUUCCACGUGUUCCAUCCCGGA
This is a messenger RNA of Vollenhovia emeryi, 2638 nucleotides long. It is a transcript of the gene Marcal1, whose product is annotated as SWI/SNF-related matrix-associated actin-dependent regulator of chromatin subfamily A-like protein 1. The transcript has 13 exons. Gene Ontology annotation, biological process: DNA repair; replication fork processing. The record is from RefSeq and is a predicted model, not a curated record. Gene Ontology annotation, molecular function: ATP-dependent chromatin remodeler activity; ATP binding. Gene Ontology annotation, cellular component: nuclear replication fork. The coding region runs from base 487 to 2556 and encodes 689 amino acids. NCBI's taxonomy places the organism in Eukaryota, Metazoa, Arthropoda, Insecta, Hymenoptera, Formicidae.